Messenger RNA from Trifolium pratense (red clover), 1706 nucleotides. Its product is annotated as serine carboxypeptidase 1-like. Gene Ontology annotation, cellular component: vacuole. The record is from RefSeq and is a predicted model, not a curated record. Bases 22 to 1542 code for a protein of 506 amino acids. Lineage: Eukaryota; Viridiplantae; Streptophyta; Magnoliopsida; Fabales; Fabaceae. Gene Ontology annotation, molecular function: serine-type carboxypeptidase activity. Gene Ontology annotation, biological process: proteolysis. The transcript has 8 exons.
UAUAUAUAACACAACAAUGAGAUGUUUGGAUGGACAGAAGACACUCACACUACAACAUUAAAGAUGAGUUCAAUUUUGUCACAAAAAGUACUUUUGUGGUCUUUGAUUUUGUUAGUGUACCAAUUUUCCAUCUCAUGCAAAGCCAACCAACAAAGUAAAUACCUCUACAAGUUUAUUCAAUCAAAGAGGUUUCAACAAAAGCCUUCUUCACAUGAAGAAGCUUUUUAUUUAAGUGCUUUUGUUGAUGAACAUGUUCCAAAUAAGGUACAUGUUGAAGAACAAUUAAGGUUGAUGAAAGCUGAUAAGGUGAAGGCUUUGCCUGGACAACCAAAAGGUGUGAAUUUUGAUCAAUAUGCUGGCUAUGUAACUGUGGAUACAAAAGCAGGGAGAGAACUUUUCUAUUACUUUGUUGAAUCACCUUUAAAUUCUUCCACAAAGCCUCUUGUUCUAUGGCUAAAUGGAGGACCCGGAUGCUCUUCAUUUGGGUAUGGAGCCAUGCAAGAAUUAGGACCUUUUAGAGUAAACAGUGAUGGAAGGACCCUUUCCCUUAAUAAAGAUGCAUGGAGUAAUGUGGCAAAUGUUAUCUUCCUAGAGUCACCAGCAGGUGUUGGAUUUUCUUAUUCAAACAAAACAUCAGAUUAUUCUAACAUUGGUGACAAUAGCACAGCCAGAGAUUCUUACAUUUUUCUUCUAAACUGGCUUGAUAGAUUUCCACAAUAUAAGACUCGAGAUUUCUUCAUAGCUGGUGAAAGUUAUGCUGGCCAUUAUGUUCCUCAGCUAGCUCACCUUAUUCUCUCAAAUAAUAAGAAAAUGAAACAUCACAGAGUUAUCAAUUUGAAAGGAAUCGCAGUUGGGAACGGCUGGAUAGAUGACAACUACUGUACAAAGGGAAUGUAUGACUAUUUCUGGAUGCAGUCGUUAAACUCUGAUGAAACUCAUCGAGGAAUUGAAAAACUUUGCGACUUUAGGAACUUCAACUUAACAAAUGAAUGCGUUGGAUAUCAAAAUAAAGCGGCUGAUGAGCUUGGAAAUAUCGACGUUUACAACAUAUAUGCCCCACUUUGUAAUUCUGCAACAAAAACUAGUUACUCUGGUAGUGAUUUUGACCCUUGUUCUGAAGAUUAUACAGUUGCCUACUUAAAUCUACCUAAAGUUCAAAAGGCUCUUCAUGCUAAAGCCAGAAAAUGGUCUUCUUGCAGUGACCUGAGUUGGACAGAUAGCCCAGCAAGUAUUCUACCAACUAUAAAUAGAUUAAUAUCAAGUGGUAUAAGCAUUUGGAUAUAUAGUGGUGAUAUAGAUGGGCGUGUUCCCAUAACCUCAACAAAGUAUUCAAUAAAUUCCUUAAAACUACCUGUAAAUACAGCAUGGCGUCCAUGGUACACUGGCAAAGAGGUUGGAGGAUAUGUGAUUGGUUACAAAGGGCUCACACUUGUCACCGUAAGAGGUGCUGGACAUAUGGUUCCAAGUUACCAACCACACAGAGCACUAUCCUUGAUCGCAUCUUUCCUUCAUGGAAAACUUCCUCCUGAAUCAAACUCUUAACUCUAUUCAGUGUAUAUUAGUAAACUGUGUAAAACUUUGAUUCGAGUGUCAUGUACAAUAAUUUAUUAAUGAAAAAAUAUGUGUUCAAUUUCUAACUCUAUUCAGUGUAUAUUAAUCGAGUUUUUACGUUAACUAAUUUAGUCAAUAACUUAUUUUACUUUUAA